Molecule: messenger RNA, 2167 nt
Organism: Drosophila ficusphila
Lineage: Eukaryota; Metazoa; Arthropoda; Insecta; Diptera; Drosophilidae
Product: RNA-binding protein 45
Exons: 9
Coding region: 117-1520 (467 amino acids)
Molecular function (GO): RNA binding
Source: RefSeq, a predicted model, not a curated record
CGUCACAAGACGGUCAUACUUUUUUUCUGUAUAAGUAUACGCCAUCAAAGCGGCAAAAACGGGAAAUUGUUAAGUGCGAAAAAUUGGAGCGGAAAAAAAAGAACAGCAGCAGAAUCAUGUCGGACUAUCGAUCCCAAUCUCGCGGCGGUGGACGUGGCGGCCAGGAGUACUCCAACGAUGAUGAUCCACCGAUGUCGCGGCUCUUCAUCAUUUGCAACAAGGCGCACACAGAGGAGGAUUUUCGCGAAGCAUUCUCGCCGUACGGCGAAAUCGAGGACAUUUGGGUGGUCAAGGACAAGCACACGCAGGAGAACAAAGGCAUCGCGUACGUCAAGUUCUCCAAGACAUCUGAUGCAGCCAAGGCGCAGGAGGAGAUGAAUGGCAAGACAAUUGGCAAGAUGGAUCGCACUUUGAAAGUCCUGGUGGCAGCCAACCGCAAUCAGGGCUCUAACAAAUCUGAGAAUGAGCAGGAAAAGUACGUCAGACUGUUCAUUGUGAUUCCAAAAACAGCCACCGAGGAGGACAUUCGCGAAGAAUUUGCCCAGUGGGGUGAAGUGGAGUCGGUAACCAUUGUCAAAGAGAAGAACAAUGGCAAUCCGAAAGGAUUCGGAUAUGUCCGCUUUACGAAGUUCUACCAUGCAGCUGUUGCUUUCGAGAACUGCUCCGCCAAGUACAAAGCUGUCUUUGCUGAACCCAAAGGAUCCACACGUACGCAGCGGGACCAGUACGGUCGACCCUCUGAGGAAAAUCCUCUCUACAGCGGAUCCAGCCGUGGCAACUCCAAUUACAAUGGAGGCAGUAACAGCGGUGGCGGCGGUAGCAGCUACAACAACGAUUGGAAUCUGUCGCAGAAUAGCGACAUGUCCGCCUUCCUGCGCAUGCAGAACGUCCCAGUAGCCCAGCCAUCGUGCCUUGAGGUCAAUGUGAGCAACUGCGUUAACCAGGAUCAACUGUGGAGACUUUUUGAUAUCAUACCCGGCCUAGAUUAUUGCCAAAUCACGAGAGAACAUGGUCCGCGCACCAAUGAGGCCUUAGUUGUGUACGACAACCCCGAAGCUGCCAUUUAUGCCAAGGACAAACUUCACGGCCUGGAAUACCCAAUGGGCGAACGCAUUAUUGUCAAGGUCAAUGGCAUGAGCUCGGCGCGAAUGGACACAUCAUUUAUAGACAAGCGCACCAAAAAGGAUGCCAUCUGUAACGUGCCUUUGCCGCCAACUCAGCCACUGGCCUCGCCCGACGCCCAGGUUGCCCAGCGUUUGUUCAUCGUGCUCUCAGCGAAUUUGCCGCACUCCAUAUUAAAAAAUAUAUUCUCCUGCUGGUCGGGUUUAAUCGACGUCUACCUUCUGCCUAACAAGAACUGCGGCUACGUCAAGUACUCGGACAGUGAUAGUGCUCAAAUGGCCAUUCACACUCUAAAUGGUGCUGAAAUAUGCGGUACUAAGAUAAAGGUCAUGGAAGCCGAGGAGCGCAGUGGAUCCGAUGGCGAUGACGGUGGGCGCAAACGGCUAAGGCGGAAUUGAGUACCCACUGACAACCAAGAACUUACAGAGAACGCAAUGUACGAGUACGUAACUAACUUGAGAAUACAGUUCAACAGUUGUACUGACCACCACGCAACAACGCAACAACCAACCAAUUACCAAACAACCACCACAACACUCAAAACGGAAUGCCACAAGUACCACGAAGACUGGAGAACGCUGACCGGAUACGGAAACGGCGAACGGGGACCGGAGACGGGUGAACAAUUAGCCAACGUGUUCACCACACCCGUUGACUACUUUUAUUGACCAUAACUCAAGUAAGCUCUCGUACAGAGAGCACUCGUAGAAAGACCCUUACGACCUUAAAACGGAGCCAACGAAACCGCAAUGCUUGCUAUAUACUAUAUACCUAAUGUCGUAUAUAUAAACAAACCGCUUAGGGGACUUUUGAAUCUACCCGUAAUACGGAAACGAACUCUAUGAAACUUGUACUAUUACUAACGUAUUCCGACGAGAUCCAGCAAAGCAAUGAAUUCUAACAUUAUGAAUGUCUCAAGAGCAAUGUCUCUGUCUCGUAACCUUACGAUUUAGCCGUGCGUAAAAGAUAUUUCUUUUCAAAUAUAUUAGAUUUAACCGAUACCUUAUUGUAUAAGUCUAUAAAUAAAUAUUAAUCGAAAACCAAA